Gryllus bimaculatus (two-spotted cricket) is the source of this 4057-nucleotide messenger RNA. Lineage: Eukaryota; Metazoa; Arthropoda; Insecta; Orthoptera; Gryllidae. The record is from the annotation of a GenBank genome assembly.
AGCUGGGCGGUGAUGACAUUGAGCGUGGCGGCGGGGUCGGUGUGGGUGUUGGGAGUGGUGGACUGGCUGGGCUCAAGAGCGGGGCGGACACCAGCAAUCGCCCGCCGCUUUCUGUCAUUGUGCCUGUCUACCGGCGCGACUGCCAGGAGGAGGUGUAUGCUGGCAGUCAUGUCUACCCUGGCCAGGGAGUGUACUUGCUGAAGUUCGACAAUUCCUACAGCCUGUGGCGCUCCAAGACUCUUUACUACCGAGUGUACUACACACGAUGAAAACAUUAGUGUUUAUUUUUUUUUCAUGUUAUUAAUGUUAUGGAAAUUGUUGUGGAUGCGCAAUGUAAGGAUGGAUGGGAGACUGCGUUGUUUUAAACGGGCCUGUAUUAUUAUUACUUUUUUUUAAUUAGCCCCUCAACUUUGUUUUGUGUAUUGAGAAUACAAGGCAGUGAUCAUGCUGAUGUGGUGUGGAAUUAUCUCAGCAAUGAAGUGGGGUGUUAAUGUCCAUAUACUCUUGGUUUUCAAUUUCAGUGGAAGGGGCAGUGGAGAAAUCUUCCAGUCUUUAAACUUUUUUUUAUGGACACUUGUAAGUUGUCUUUAUUACUUCAUUGACCUUCAUAUAAAGCACAAACAAAAUGCUUAUUUAUAUGCUAAGUCACGCAACACUAGGCAUUGCACCCCUACUUAAUUAAUUUAUUGAUUUAGGUUAUGUAGAUUCAAGUAUUCCUGAACUGGUUCUUGCCACAUGUAGUGUGGUUACUGUCUGCCUACUGAGAAAUUGUAGGUACACGGCAGCCUCAAUCAAUUUGGAAUUUCCUUUUAUUGUUUGUUGUUCAGUGAUGCAUGUGGUUUGCAUUUCUGGAACUUACUGCUUUACAAUAGGUGCUGGUUUUGUGUGUGUACGAAUGGACUGAUAACUUAUAUUUCCAAAUUCUAAAUGAUGUUUUAUGUGUAAUGUAGAUGAAGGAGAUACAUAGAGGAAUGAUGAUUCCUCACAAUGCAUGUUGUGUGAGAUGUAUAUAAAAGUUAGCACAAGAGAAUAAAAGUUAAAUCAUAUUUUGCGGGAGGCCAGAAGAAGUAUAAUUUAUCUAGUAAAUUCUAACUCAAACUCACUUCACCCUUUUGUAAAAGCACAUCAUUUCAUAUGACUUGAGGAGUUAAUCAGGAAAUGAGAUUUACAAUUUGGUUUAGAGAAAAUUUUAGUUGAAGACGAUGAUAAACACUCAUUUUUCAUGCUACUAUCUAAUUGAAAAAUACAGUAAUUGCUUUUUCAGUAACAGUCAGGGGGUGAAGCACUCUCCUCUUAUGUUCUUAGCCAGCAAACACAAUCUGCCAAAUUGACUUGUUAAUCUCUCAGCUGUGCAUACCAUAUUGCAGUUAAACUUUAAAUUGAUCUUAAAGAAAUUGCGGGAGUGUGGCCAAAAUGGUCAGGCAUUGUGUCAAGCAUGGCUGUUAAGUUUUUCCCAAGUUGGAAUGAAAUUUUGAGAUUUUUUCUGAUUUAUCUUCAAUACUCAUUGUAAAGGAAGAUUUGUUAAAAUUUCACAAGUUCAAUUCCACAUGUGCAUCUCUUAGCAUUCUCAAAAGCAAUCCCCCCCAAUGAAAUUACAUUUAUCUAGGUGUCAAUACAAGUGAUUAGAAACAGUUUCUUUUUAAACUUAGAAACAUUUUUUGACUCCAGGAUGUUAGUAAUUUUCUUUCAAUUAUCGAAACAACUAAAGUUGAAACAACAUAUAAUUUGUUUAAGCAGGAAUAAAUUCUGUAAGUAGUACUUAUUAAAUGAUCCAUUAUAGAUGAAGAUGAUAUUAAUUAGCAGCUAGUAAUUUACAUACAUUUUAAAAAGCAAGGUACAUAAAUUUCAUGAAAGAAUUCAUAAAUUUUGUUUACAUUUUAACUUUAGGGGGUAAACAAAGAGAAAAAAUAGAGUCCUGCACAUCCAUAUAAACAUAGAAUUAAAAAGCUCUGAUUCUCAUUUUAUACUUAGAAAUACCUGGAAGAAUUGUUAACAUAGUUGUGUAAUUAAUUUUAUUCCCGUCAGUUAUCAAACAUUUAGUUAUGUUCAUCAUUUUUGAUCCAUUCAAAUCAGUUUCAAGCACAAUCAGUACUGUUAAAAUUAAAUAUCCAAAAGUAUUUGAAUUUUUUAUUUUAAAUAUAAUUACGCGUUUUAGUUUAUUACUAAAUUUUAGUAAUAAACUAAAAUGCAUAGUUAGAUUAUAUGUACCUAAAUUAACAGAACACUAAUAUCUUGAUAAGUUGUGAAGGAUUGAAGAGGCUAGAACUAAAUAAUCUAUCAGAGUAAAUAUUUGAAGAAAUCUGGCUACAGUUGGAAAAAUAUUGCAGUAAGUGAACUGUUGAAUUGUCUUAAUACUAUUCGUAAUGAGUCUUGGGUUGGAGAUUAAAACCUCCAAUCAAUGCUUCAGGGAUGCAUCCUAGUCUACAUUCAUGUGCAUGCUAGAGAGAUCAAGUAAUUUGAGCAUGAGGCACCUUCCUAGAAGCAGCCCAUUUUUACCACCUCAAAUUAUAUACGUAAGAAGGAAUUAAAAUUUUGCAGAUGUUGGUGAACUCCCCAGUGUGAACAAUUUAUGAUAAAAUGUGUUCUUUCAGUAAGUGUUUUGAAUUUUAUUAAGAAAUGGGCAACAUAAUAUUCAAUCAUGGAAAAACUCAAUGUGAAAUUAUCUACAUUUAUUAAUCAAUAUUCUUCUGAUCAGUAUUAUGAAGAAAACAAAUCCAAACUUCUUUAUGAUUUAUGAUAUAUUUAACCAAAUUUUUAUCUGAUUCUUCCCAGAUGAAUUCAUAAAAAUUAUGCUAAUAAAUUCUGUUUUAACCCAUUGUUCUUUUUUAAUAACCUCUGUUAAUCACAGAGGGAAUGUUGAAGAAAUCCAUAAUUCCUCAAGAUUAAAUAAUUUAUUUUUCAAAGUUCCCGAAAGCAACACUCAGGAGAAUAAAAAUCACUAUUAUAUACUUAAACAUAAUUCUAAUCUACCUGAGUUUGGCCUGUUUAUUGUAAAGCUUUAGCUUUCUGCUGUCAUUGUAUUCUAGCUGACAUGUUUGUAAAUGUGUAGUUUCUUUAAAUGUGUUUAAAAUGUUCAAUUCAUGUUAAUUUUGUGAACAACACAAAUGCAAAUAAUUAUAUAUUUGACCUGUUUUACUGUUGUAUUUUUAAUGAAUUCUAAACUCUUUAUGUUCAAUUUGAAUGUGAGUUUGUUUACAGGGCCCAAACCUAUAUUUGAGAAUGUUUUUCAUUCUCAGAAAUAAAAAAUGUUUUGUUAUCAGUAAUACAUGAAAUAUAUUUGACUGAAUAAAACUUAUAAAGGAUCUUUAAGGAUUUACAUGUUGCAUUUACUCUCCUUUCCCUGAACUUGUAACUUAAUUUAUCAGUUAUACAAAAUAAUGUAAAUUAUUUGUUUAGAUUAUGUUGAUAUUGAAACCUACUAGCACCAAGUUUUUUAAAAUUUGCGAAUGACAUAGUUGACUGCUUAGUAAAUUGUGAUGUCAGCAUCACUCACAAAGUGGAAAUAUCUUUCUGAACUCUUUCAGACGUAACAUUUAUUUUUAUUAACAAUUUAAAUGUCUUUUUUUCACUAUGAUUAUUUCUGAUUGAAUAAAAGUAUCCAUAUCAGUAUGUAAUUUUGGGACUUAUUUUUUUCAAAAAAGCUAUGUAUACAAUUGUGUAUACUGGGUCUCCAGGACUGGUAUUCACUCCGUAAUUGAAGGGAGUAUACGAACCGAAGAAAUUAAUAGUUUGUUGUUAUUCUUUAUUACAGAAAUUGAAUUCAUCAAUUUUAUUAAUUAUCCUAUUUUAGAGGAAACCUUUUUUUAAAAGUAAUUAAUUUUUUUUAAUAAAGCGAUUUAGAAAAUUAGCAAUGCUAAAAAUUCAGCAAUGGAGUUAUUUUCACUAGCGAAGUUUCAAGUUAUUAUCGUUAUUGAAAGGUGCAACUAAAUCUGACAGAUCUUCCAGGGUUGGAAAAACGGGUUUUUUAAAAAUAACCUAUCCCACUGGGUUUACGCUUUUUUUAAUGUGUGUGUGUGUGUGUGGGGGGGGGCGUGUUUAAUUGAAAUUGCUAUAAAAU